CAAAGUGGAUAUAACUCAGAAAAGACUGAGCGUGGCUGAGGCAGGAUUAGAAUUAGGGCAGUGGCUGGCUGAGCAAAGGGCAAAUUCCCAGAAGCGGUCAGGCCAGAGGGAGAGAGAGGUCUCGGAGAACACAAUAAAAACAGCACCUGGGGGCCAACCGACCCUGCCUGAGCGAGUCAUCUAAGCUCAAGCUGCACAGAGGAAGGAAAAGGAGAGGGUAGUAAAUAAAAUAGUUAAUAAAAAUGACAAAGGAACACAAACCUAUAAAAACAGAUUGCACCACAGUGCCGGGGCUCUCGCCUCUCUGCUUGCCAGAGUGCCCGCACGCUCCUCUUUGCAUGUGUUUUUCAUACAUGUUCUGCCUGCUUACCUAUCUGAACUCUCUCAUAUGGCGUGGCCAAGAACCUAGAAACCCAAAUCCGGCAACAUGGCCACUACCCAUUUGCAGCUGCAGGAGCCAGGCAGGGACACUCUGGGGGUUGGACAGCAGACAGGACGUCGUCGGUCCUUCCUCCAUCUUUGAGGGACAGAGAGAGCCAAAACCAUCCCAGUGGAGUCACCAAAGUUUGUUACUGACUCUCUAUGGUCCGGACCCUCCAAAAAGGGUCUCCUAUCCGGUGCCGCUCACACCAACAGAACGAAACCAGGCUCGGUGAAGCAAAGCAGCACUUUAUUCCUUGGCCAAAGAAGGGAGAAGGGUGGACUCGUGUCCAAAAGGCACCUUCUCCCUGAAGGGAGGGUGAAGCGAAACCUCCUUCAGGCCUGGGUGCAGUCCGGCGAGCCGUCAGGAAGAGCUGGGAGACCCCGCUGCCGGCACCAUGGUCCCAGCGGCCGGCAGGGCCCACCGAGAGAGCAGAAGCUUUCUUGAGGAUGCCAUUGCCUAUCUGCAGGCCACAGUGAGCAGAGAGGAAGUGCAGACCCUGCUGACCAAUGACCAGGCCUGGGAGACAGUUGUGGCUGAGGCUCAACUGUCCAGGGAUGAAGCAGAUGUGCUAUGUGAAAUUCUGAAUGAGCUUAAAGAAGACAAGGCUGUGGGAGGCAAAGACAAGCUCGCCAAAGACCUGCUGGGUAGGUACAGGGUUAGGUUUCUGAAAGAGUUUCCUCAGGUGAAAAUGGAGCUUGAGGAACGUAUUGGAAAGCUUCACGCCCUUGCAGACAAAGUCGACAAGAUACACAAGGACUGCACCAUCUCGCACGUGGUGGCCAACUCUACCAGCACCGUCUCUGGCAUUCUGACCAUCCUUGGCCUGACUCUGGCACCUGUGACAGCAGGGGUUGGUCUGGUCCUCUCAGGUAUUGGGAUAGGGCUGGGGGCGGCGGCCGCUGUCACCAGUGUUUCCACUAGCAUCGUGGAUCAUUCAAGCAGGUUGUCGGCAAAAGCUGAAGCCAGCAGUUUAGCGUCAACCAGCAUUGACAAAGGAGAGGUCAUUGCAAAGGCUCUACGUGCGAAUACAUUCAGAUUGGUUUCUGUCUCCGAAAAUGUCAUCCAAGCUUCGGAAAUCAUUGGGAAGAACAUCCGUGCCAUCAAGCUGGCCAAAGCCGAUCCUCGCUUAAUGGCCAGUGCUACACGUUUCAUGACCACUGGGAGCCUCUCCGUUCGAAGCGGUCUGGAGGUGCAGGAAGCCUUUGGAGGCACCGCUCUGGCAAUGACCAAAGGAGCCCGGGUCAUGGGUGUGGCCGCCACAGGGUUCUUCCUUCUGAUGGAUGUGGUCAGCCUUGUGAGAGAGUCAAAGCAUUUACACGAGGGGGCGAAGGCAGAGGUGGCCGUAGAGCUGCGGCAGGAGGCUCGGAAGCUGCAGGAGAAGUUGGAGGAGCUCACCAGGAUCCAUGCGAGUCUGCAGUAGCCUGACUCAGUGACCCCCAAGGCAGUGCAGGGAGCAGGAGCUAUGUGCUGGGUGAAAGCACAGAGGCAUUUUAUUAAAGGGGAAAACAGGGUGGGAUAAAUUUAUGGAAUCGGGUACUGAGGAGUUUGAUGUUUCUGUGCACAGCAAAGGAGGUGCUGAUGCGGAUGGCAUGGGUCAAAGGCAAGGCAGGCAAAGUGCAGCCUGGAGUAAGGGAGGAGAGGGGUCUAGGGAGUGAGGAGACAGAAAGAAACUAUUCUAAAGAAGACACUGGGAGUAGGAAUGGAAGGGGAGGUGUACAGGAACAAACAAUAAGAAGGCCAGGAAAACUGAGGAGUUGAAAAGGGAGAAAACCACUACUGACCCUCCUCAUGAUUUGAUGUCCCAGCCGUAAUGAAGUCUUCUCCAGGUGGGGUGGUGGCCUCUGGCUCUACCUUUCCAAUGUCCACGCACCCUUGUCUUCCAGUGGGUUUAUCUCAGGCAGCCAGUGAUUUCUUCCUUUUUUAAUGCAUUUUUUUACUGUGAACUUUAACAUAUAUACACAACAGUGAUAACUUUCAAAGUACCCUUUAACAAGUAGAGAGCAAAUUUCAAAGAAUGGGUCACAGUUCCACA
Molecule: messenger RNA, 2456 nt
Organism: Choloepus didactylus (southern two-toed sloth)
Lineage: Eukaryota; Metazoa; Chordata; Mammalia; Pilosa; Megalonychidae
Product: apolipoprotein L3-like
Exons: 4
Coding region: 819-1844 (341 amino acids)
Biological process (GO): lipid transport; lipoprotein metabolic process
Cellular component (GO): extracellular region; membrane
Molecular function (GO): lipid binding
Source: RefSeq, a predicted model, not a curated record